CCCUGCAUCACAUAGCCUUAAAAUUAUAAAAAAAAAAAAAGAAAAAAAAGAAAAGAAAAACUAAUUGAAGUUAACCUAGGUCUUAAAUAAUCAGGACUCAGUUCUAUGUCAUGCACAUUAGAAUGGCUCAGCUAGUUGUCAUGAAGUCAUUGGGAGUUGGGGUAUAUGAAAAGGCUGUUAGCUAUGAUCUGUCAAGAGACACCAAGCAGGUCAUAAAACCUGAAUUGACUGGACUGCUGGGUGCUCGUCUUUUUGAUAAAGCUGUUAUGUACAAAUCAACAAUGGUAGUAGAGCCUGUUUGUUUUGAGUUUCCUGAAUUCAAGGGCAACUCACGUCGUGACUAUUGGUUGGAUAUAUCUUUGGAGAUCCUGCAUGCUCCCAGGUUUAUCAGGAAAAACAACUUCAGGGGGAUUCAUCAGUCAGAGGUACUUGCAAGAGCUGCAUUAGGCAUCUUUCGUUAUCGUGCGGUUAGGGAAGCUUUCCACUUCUUCUCAUCCCAGUACAAAACCAACCUUACUUUUAACCUGGCUGAAAGUCUUCCCUGAGGAGAUAUGAUUUUGGAAACUCUUUCUAGUUAUUUGGUGCUUCUAGAUCCCAAAUCUUCCCCAUGUAAUGUCAAAUAAUCAGGGAAGCUAUCUCCAGUUUCACUUCUGACACUUGGUCAACUGGGAUUUAUUGUACAGAAGGAUAAGAAUCAGGAUGGUGAAGUGUUAACAGUGGGAGAUAUUCGUGUUGGGGAGACUAAUCCCUUAUAGAUAGCAGUUAAAGAGUCACUAUCAAACAUGCUCAGGGUUGAAGCUGCACAGGCAACAGUUGAACAAGUAAAGGUGGACAGAAUUGACACAAAUCUUGCCGUCACGAAGGAACUAUUAUUUCCUGCUAUUGGCUUAAGUGCUCAUGUUCAACUUUUAGCUUCUUGGAAAGACCCUUUUAAGUCAUCAGUCUUUCUGGGGUUCACCAGCCAUGCUAUUUUAAGAUUUUAAUGGCUGAACUGGUGAGUAUCGGCAAGUGUGUUGAAAUGGAGAUGUACCAAUCAUUUUCAAAAAUAAAUCAUUCAAGAAUCAAGAUGCUCCUUUGCUGUGGAGAACAACUUUAUUUUGUAUGUUUAUCUAUUCUAGUUUGUACCGUACAACUAUAAUCAAGUAAUGCAUCUUCGCUGCAAAGCUUAAAGUGUGUGAGGUGUGUAAAUUGAAGUCUCUUGUUAUUAAUACGAUACUUGUUGAAU
Messenger RNA from Rubroshorea leprosula, 1225 nucleotides. NCBI's taxonomy places the organism in Eukaryota, Viridiplantae, Streptophyta, Magnoliopsida, Malvales, Dipterocarpaceae. The record is from the annotation of a GenBank genome assembly.